UAGGAAGAGGAGUGGCGGCGGCUACGGCAGCAACGGCGGAGGUGGCGUUGUGGUCUCCCUGGUGCGGUUUAAAGAAGCGGCGGUUUCGCGGGAUCCGGAGAUGGCGGAGAAGUUUGACCACCUCGAGGAACAUCUGGAGAAGUUCGUGGAGAACAUCCGUCAGCUCGGCAUUAUCGUCAGUGACUUCCAGCCCAGCAGCCAGGCGGGGCUCAACCAGAAACUAAAUUUCAUUGUGACUGGCUUACAGGAUAUUGACAAGUGUCGACAACAGCUUCAUGAUAUUAGUGUUCCUUUAGAAGUUUUUGAAUAUAUUGAUCAAGGCCGUAAUCCCCAGCUGUACACCAAAGAAUGUUUAGAGCGGGCUCUAGCCAAAAAUGAACAAGUUAAAGGCAAAAUUGACACUAUGAAGAAAUUUAAAAGCUUGUUGAUUCAAGAGCUUUCCAAAGUUUUUCCAGAAGACAUGGCUAAGUACCGAAGUAUCCGAGGUGAAGAUCAUCCUCCCUCUUAAGUUUGCUUUCAUUGUGUUUAAGAAGUCUGUUUACAACUUUCACUGAAUUGUCAUGCCUUUUGGAAAUAUUGAUGAUUUCAAGUGUUCUUGAAAUGUGAAUUUCGAACAGUUAUUUGAAGGCCAUUAUUACAUUUUUUCCUCAAGACUAUGUUUCAGAAGAACUUUCAAUGGACAUUGUCACCUUUUUGUUAUACAAGAUAUGUAUAACCAGCUAUCAUUUCACUUUCCAUGAAUGGUACUUCUUAGGACUAAAAUGAAAGUCUUUAUUGUCAAGUGCCAGAGUAUUAAUGGUUUAUAAUCUCUUUAAUGUGAAUUGACAUUGGGUGGGAAAAUUAUACACAAGAAAAAAGGUCAUGAAAAAUAACUAUUGUCAACUUUUUUUUUUUUUUAACAUGACCAUUCAGCUGGAAGACUUAAAAAUUUGAUCUAAUGGUGUUUUAUUUUGUUUUUUUCCUUUGUAUUCUUUCCAUUCCAUUUUUCUUUGUUAAAAAUUGGGAUCCAUUAUAGAAGAGGCUUACAUGUGAUUAGGAUAUUUGUGUUUUGUACAGUUUAACUUUGAUGCAUAACAAGUUUUUAGUGUAACUAUAUUUACAUUUGCUUUGGUUAAGCCAAGUAUAUAUAAUAAAAUAUUUCCAGAUACUGUUACUUAAUUCAUUUAAUUUUUCCAUUAUAAUAGUUGCAGUUUAUAGUAUAAUAUUCUGUUUUGUAAGCACCCAAUCCAUUUUUGCCUCAAGUUUGAAUAAUAUUCCUAUAAUUCAUCUGAAAAUAUUUCAAGGAUUUUCCUCUCUACCUUUUAUCAGUGAACAUUGCAAAAAAAAAAGUCUGAAAUCCUAAUUUAUGCCCUUGCUAUGUUUGCUAACUUAUUUAUUGUCAUAAGAAAUAGCUUAAAUAUUUUCCAAGAAAGUCUUAAAAUUAUUGUUUUAGUGACUUAAAUCUUAUGUUGCAUAUGAUAGGCUAGAAGUAUAUCAUAGCUUAUACUCUUUGAACUGUCAAAUUUCAUCUUGAUUAUUUCUAUUGGAAAAAAGUUAAAUAGGCAUCUGUUUGAAAUAAUUUCUUGUCAGGCUGUCAAAGCAGAAAGAACUGUUUUAGCUAGCCAAACAUCAUAUCACAUUCACAUUUUUUAUAAUUCUGUACAAAUGACUUAUGUAAAAGUCAUUUAGACUUUUCUGGGGCUAAUAUCAUCUACCCCAGCCAGCCUUCAUACAAUGUAUACUUGAUGUUGGUUGUAAGGGAAUAAAUGCAAAUGAGUACUUGUGGUUAAGUCGGUUAAAUUCUGUUACUACUUGUAAACUACAAAAAAUUUAUUCUGUUGAUGGUACCCAAAUAGUAUUGUCAUGAAAGGGACAUGCUUUAAUACUUAACUCAGUUUCUUUUUUAAUACAGUUAGCUUUGAUUUGUCUCUUAAGAGUGUGAUUUCUCUGAAUUGUGUUUAGCAAAAGAAAUAAAAAAUAAGCACUCUAGUGAGUCUUCUAUUUGUUCAAAAUCAGCCUUUCUUGCUAAACUGAAUGUGUCUUGAUCCAUUCAAUUUGUGCAAUCUUGUGGAUUUUAUUUAAAUAAAUUUAGCUGUAGGUUUUAGUUUUAGUAUCAGUGCAGCUCAGAUUCUGGCUGAGUUGAAAGUUAUGAAUGGAGAAAGCGAAAAAUCAAAUAUGGAAAAUGUUGGAAAAAAUAGUGAAUAAAAUCACUUUGACCUUUAUCUUUGAAGCUGCCAAAGAUAUUUCAUUUGUGAGGAUAAUGAUUGCUUCCCUUUGUCAGCUGUCUUUUGUUGGCCAAACCUUUUUUAGCUUCAAUCAUUAAUGAUGGUGUGAAUAUUGUAAUUUACAUAGAAGCAGCGAUGAUAUCCUUGCAGGGAGUCCUUCAUCUGCUAGAAAACUUGGAUUUGGCAUGAUGGAUAGAAUGCCAGCCCUGAAGUCAGGAGGAUCUGAGUUCAGAUCCAGGCUCAGACACUUAAUACUUCCUAGCUGUGUGACCCUGGGCAAGUCACUUAACCCUAAUUGCCUCAAUAACAAUAAAAAGAAGAAUACUUGGAUUUGAAUUCUGGCUUCUUAUUAACCUCUCUGAAUUACAGUUUCUUUUUCUUUAUAUUCUUUUUUGUGAUUUUUUUUUUUUUUUACAAAGAACUUUACAUUCAUGAUCUGAUUUGAUCUCCAUGACAACUUUUAGUUGUAGGGUCAUGUCAAUAUUAAUGUCUAAAAGUUGUGAAACCAGAAUUUGAACUCAGAUAUCCAGACUCCAGAUCCAGGUUCCUUGCUAUUGUUUUUUAUUACCUUGCAAUGAACCUUCCAGGAUCCUAACCUUCAAGAUUAGUCCAAGGUAAGACAUUGACAGAUACCAAUACGGUUUGGAUGAAAAAUCAGUUGACAAACUAACGUGAUCUUGGCAAUUAGAGUAUUCCUGAAUUUCUGAAUUUGUAAAGUUAAUAUAUCAUUGGGAUAAUGCUAAUACUUCCUACUUUAUAGGUUGUUUGAGGAAAAUGGUUUUUAGACCUGAAAAGCGCUGUAGAAUAGGGAGUUAGUCAGCUGGUCUAGAGUCAUUUUUGAUUUAUAGAUACCAUUUCAGAAUCAUGAGUGCAUCGUUUCUAUUCUUUAGGGUAAAAUUUACAACCUCCAUUCUAAUUAUCUAAUUUCCUUAUUAUCUUAGUUUUUUUUUAAACUAUUAACCAUACCCUACUAUUUCUUAAUUACGGGACAAUUCUGUAUUUUUGUUAUUGUAUACUGGACUGAUUCGAGUGCUCUUUGUAUUCACGAGUCUUUUAAAAAACCUUGAGAAUCUCCAAUUCUAGUAAUGUCUAGAACCCAAGUCAAAUUGCUAUGUUAGUGAUUUGUUAAUGUGCAUUUAUAGUGAAUAGUUUGCAGAUUUCUUAAUGAUGUUUUUUAUUCUAAUCAGAGAAUACCAAAUCAGAUUAUGAAAUAAAUUCUUUCAUCUUUGGUUAGGGCAUCAUGGUGGUGAUAAAACCAGCCUUAUGAAUUUUCUUGCUAAAUAUCUUACUGACAGAGGAAUGCUGUUCCCCAAACUUUUUUCCCACCCAACUCCAUCUGUCUCUGCUGAAGUAGCUAUGAAUAGUACUUCUAACCAUAUCCACAUCUAGUUCUUUGUAUAAGUUGUAAAAGCAAAUAUAAUUGAUGAGUUACCACAUAUCUUUCCCCCUUGCAAUUGGAAAAACAACUCAGACAAUUCUCUAUAAUUAUAAUUAUAUUCAAGGUAGAAGUUUUAAAAUGAAUUUUAUUUUAUUGUCAACAUUAUCUAAAACAUAUAUGAACAUAUUUACCCUGAUCUCUGCUUCUGAAUACAUGGUACUUAUGGUUUCUGCAAUAUAAGAUUGGGACAUUUCUAUUUAUUUCUGAAAUAAAGUAUUUUGAAAAUUUGUUUAAAUAA
Molecule: messenger RNA, 3880 nt
Organism: Antechinus flavipes (yellow-footed antechinus)
Lineage: Eukaryota; Metazoa; Chordata; Mammalia; Dasyuromorphia; Dasyuridae
Gene: MED10
Product: mediator complex subunit 10
Exons: 4
Coding region: 101-508 (135 amino acids)
Biological process (GO): positive regulation of transcription by RNA polymerase II
Cellular component (GO): mediator complex; chromatin
Molecular function (GO): transcription coregulator activity
Source: RefSeq, a predicted model, not a curated record